Molecule: messenger RNA, 2332 nt
Organism: Ornithorhynchus anatinus (platypus)
Lineage: Eukaryota; Metazoa; Chordata; Mammalia; Monotremata; Ornithorhynchidae
Gene: IL10
Product: interleukin 10
Exons: 5
Coding region: 131-667 (178 amino acids)
Biological process (GO): immune response
Cellular component (GO): extracellular region
Molecular function (GO): cytokine activity
Source: RefSeq, a predicted model, not a curated record
ACACCUUGGAAAGUCAGCCGGCUUUUGAGACUAUAAAUGGGGACCCUAAAGGUGCAGGGCUGUAUAUCGGGGUUCGCUCUGACAAAACCGAGCUCGUCGCCAACCGACGAGAAGAGGGACUCACCCCAGCAUGCGUCGCCUCCUCCUACUGCUUUCCCUGGUUUGCAUCUUCAGCGUGGAACCAGCCUGGGGCCAGAACUCCCCAUCGGCAGAGAACUGUGUCAGCCUCUCAGACACCUUGCCCACCAUGCUCAGAGAGCUGCGAUCUACUUUCCAGACGGUGAAAAACUACUUUCAGAAGAAAGAUGAGGAUUUGGACACGAUCUUGCUCAAGGCCAACCUGCUGGAAGAUUUUAAGAGCUACCUGGGCUGCCAGGCCAUGUUGGAUAUGAUCCGGUUUUAUCUGGAGGAGGUGAUGCCCAAGGCGCAGCAGAACAAAGAAAUCAAACAUCAUGUGGGCUCCCUGGGAAACAAGCUCCAGAGCCUGCAGCAUCAACUAAAGCGCUGUCACAGAUUUUUGCCCUGUGAGAAGAGGAGCAAAGCCAUUGAAGAGAUCAAAGAAACCUAUGGCCAGCUCAAAGAAAAAGGCAUCUACAAGGCGAUGGGUGAAUUUGACAUUUUUAUCAACUACCUGGAAUCAUACCUGAUGCAGCCGAAACCAAAGUGAGAUUGCUGGAAGACAUCCCUAGAAGACGGAACCUCUCAGAGGAACUCCAGAACAAAGCUCAACCAGUCCCCGGACUCCCAACCCCAGGGUUUCCGGGAGCUGGGCCUUCCUCGAACUAUCCAACAAUCCCACUGCACUUAUUUAUUACCUUUGAUACCUCAGCUGCCAUUUUUAUAUUUAUUUUUUACAGCUUUUCUUUGAUCUGUUUUGAAGAGAAGAAACAUAGGGUUAUUUUUUCAAGUUAUUUAUUUUUUUUCUAAAUGUCUUUAAAACCGUUUACACUGACUUAAUGUUCCCGGUCAUCUGUUCCAGGAAAAUAACGCAGGUUAUUUAUGGGGAGAAGCUUAUGGAUUCCUUGUCAGCCUCAAUCAACUCCGCUCUGUAGCCUGCCUCCAGCACCCCUCCCCUUGAUUGAAGAGCACCACUGUUGGGGGAGGGGGAGUCUGUGCCACUUGGUCCACUCCAGAGCACUAUGGCUGGAGUUGUUGGCCUCUGCAGACGGGAGAGGAAUCGGGUACGCAGAGCGACCCACUUCCUGUCAAGUGGUUCAUGGCGGACCAGCACUAGGUGUUUCCCUCUUAGUCCAAGCUCAAACUACAGGGACACCUCCUCAAGCACCCCCCAACACACCCUUUUUUUCCUCUGCGGCCUACAGGGCUUCUUUGGAUGACCUGCUUUUGGUUCUAAUAGAACUUGGAUUUCAUGGGUCAGAAUGAUCGGAGCCUUCUUCUCCAGUCUGGAGAUGGGAAGUGUCGGGGGAUGCUUGAUCCAUUUCCACCAUUUUAGGUGGAUUUUUAACUGGUAUUCAACUGCUUCGGCACCUUGAGGGGGCUGAGAGAGCUUAGGUGACUGCAACCUAUUGUCAGGUAGCCAGUCAGUCCCCGGUGAGAACCCUCUUUUUGCAGUUGAAAGUGUCUUGUCUCAUGCAUCCAUCCAAGGAGUUCCCACCUUUGUCCUAUUCAGACCGAGCACUCUCAGAACUGGUUUGGGCUCCGGAUGGGGGCUGUAGGUGCAGGCAGGAGGGAAGCGACUCCCCACAGUGAAGCUGGUCUAUUUGGGUUCCUUUGGGGUGUCUAUUCUAAUAUUUAGAAAAUUCCCCCAGAUGUCCUCAAAGGGAUCAGCACCCUUCCGAAGAAAGAAAGGAGGGGUCUCCUUCCCCCCUGCCAGAACUACCCCUAAGAUUGGGAGAAAUCCAUCCCAACCUGAGUCCACUCCUCCCGGUACCAGAGUCCGAGCGGGUCGGUAUGAGACAGAAUGGUGAGAGCGACUUGCCGGAAGCGAGGCCUCCUGGGUUUGAUCUGGGGCCACCGGUGGGGUAGAAAACAGAACUCCUGCACCUCUUUCAGGGGAGAAGUUCCACCUCCUGAACAGCGGCAGGCAGCAUCCCAGCACUCCCUGGAGGAGACAGCUAGAGGGUGGGAAAGGGCCCAGUUGGAGAAGGACAGAGUUCAGACCUAUGGUUCUCACUGGUUUAUCUUCUCCGUGAAUUGUGACCUCCCCAGCAUCCAACCCCGGUUUGUUCUACAUUGCAGAGUUUAGCACAGUGGUCAGUGCACAGCAAGCACUCAGUAGAUACCAUUGACUGAUUGAUUGAUUGUGCGAUCAUCUUGAUUAUUUGUCUUUAUAUCAGAUUUUUAUUUUGGAAUAAAAAAAACCUCUCGAAGA